AUCUGAGUUCGAAUUCGAUAGGAGAUAGGUUGCAUAGGUGAAACAUAUGAACAUAUUUUACUUUAUUAUAAAUUCUGUUUUCAAUUGGACAUAUUUUAGUUAGCGUGUGAUUUUUUUAAUGUGUAAAUAAUUGUACUCGCGGAGUUAUACUAUUGGUGUUGCUGAAGGACCUUCCAUUAUUCGUAGUAUUUCGUGUCAGCGCUCGCCGAGUUCGUUGUGGCGGUGAUAGUGGUGCCGGGAAUUUUUAGAAGGUAGUGUGAUUCGGGACGUAUCAACAAUGGCUGACCAGCUGACUGAAGAGCAGAUUGCUGAAUUCAAGGAGGCAUUCUCCUUGUUUGAUAAAGAUGGUGAUGGUACAAUCACAACUAAGGAGUUGGGAACUGUUAUGAGGUCAUUAGGCCAGAAUCCAACAGAAGCAGAACUUCAAGAUAUGAUCAAUGAAGUAGAUGCUGAUGGUAACGGGACAAUCGACUUCCCUGAAUUCCUCACGAUGAUGGCGAGAAAAAUGAAAGACACAGAUAGUGAGGAAGAGAUCAGAGAGGCCUUCCGAGUUUUUGAUAAGGAUGGUAAUGGUUUUAUCAGUGCGGCAGAGCUGAGGCAUGUCAUGACUAACCUGGGAGAAAAGCUGACUGAUGAGGAGGUUGAUGAGAUGAUUCGGGAAGCCGACAUUGAUGGAGAUGGUCAAGUGAAUUAUGAAGAAUUUGUUACCAUGAUGACAUCAAAGUGAAGCGUAUGAUGUCUUAUAUCUGGCGCGAAGAAAAUGUUAAUACCAACCAAAAAUGAACCUGCAUUUCUGCUUCCCAUUCUGACACUACUUGAAUUGGAGAUGAAAGUAGCUAAAUUGGAGAGAAGCUUGAUUCAGUUUGAUGUAUUUAAGUGGUUGUAUGAUAAGUGAAUUCAAGGGAUGCAAGUUUUUUGUGUAAAUUUUUGUAACAUAUUUCCAGUCAUGCAGUUUGAUGUGGUUUUAUUGAUCAUCUUUAAUUGUGAAAUUGUGUCCGUAAAUUUAGGAGUGGAUUUUGUGCCGUUCAACUGUUUAAAAAACAAUGUGCUCCCAUUAUUUUUCUGCUCUUUAUUCUUUCCUGUCGAGCUGUGUUGAUGUCACGGGAGGCCUUUUCCAGUGAUGCCAAAUUGAGGCAACAUUUUAUUUCUUGUUUAUUGAAAGUAGAAUUAUUUGCAGUUUCAUGCAGCAUUAAUUUGCUGUCAAAAUCAGAUAGCUUUGUGGUGAACAGGAUGGGCAACCAACCUGUAACAUUCCUUCAACAACCUGUACAAAAGAAGUUAGGAAAUUUUCAAAAGGAGGUAGAUGGUAUUUACAUCUGGUGCCACGUCCUUGGAGAAACACAUCUUAUGGAGUGUUCUUGGUGAUGUCAUUGAGAGCAGUGUUGCCAGCCAGGCAGACUGAAUGAACAGUGAAUGGAUUGGUAUGAAACUUAUGUGAAGGGAAGUGAACUGUGAGUAAAGAACUGUAUGGGACAGCAAGGGCAAUGACCCCUUCUCCAUAUUGUGCAUCCCACAGAUGGGACUUCCUCCACAACCUUGUUUACUGUAUUUGGUGACUUAGAUUGCAUUGAAUAUAAAAGACAAAUAAAUGUGUUUCUUCAUU
Zootermopsis nevadensis is the source of this 1603-nucleotide messenger RNA. RefSeq names its product calmodulin. Gene Ontology annotation, molecular function: calcium ion binding. Gene Ontology annotation, cellular component: myosin II complex. The record is from RefSeq and is a predicted model, not a curated record. Lineage: Eukaryota; Metazoa; Arthropoda; Insecta; Blattodea; Termopsidae.